Molecule: messenger RNA, 5282 nt
Organism: Fukomys damarensis (Damara mole-rat)
Lineage: Eukaryota; Metazoa; Chordata; Mammalia; Rodentia; Bathyergidae
Gene: Lmtk1
Product: apoptosis associated tyrosine kinase
Exons: 13
Coding region: 93-3941 (1282 amino acids)
Biological process (GO): peptidyl-tyrosine autophosphorylation; brain development
Molecular function (GO): ATP binding; protein tyrosine kinase activity
Source: RefSeq, a predicted model, not a curated record
CAGAUGGUGCCCCGCUCAGCGAGCUCUCGUGGUCGUCUUCCCUGGCUGUGGUGGCCGUGUCCUUCUCCGGACUCUUCACUGUCAUCGUCCUCAUGCUGGCCUGCCUGUGCUGUAAGAAAGGUGGCAUCGGGUUCAAGGAGUUUGAGAACGCAGAGGGUGAUGAGUAUGCGGCUGAGUGCUCCACGCAGGAUUCCCCGGCAGCAGUGGCACAGAACGGGCCCGACGUGUAUGUCCUGCCACUCACUGAGGUCUCCCUGCCCAUGGCCAAGCAGCCGGGCCGCUCAGUGCAGCUCCUCAAGUCCACAGACCUGGGCCGGCACAGCCUGCUGUACCUGAAGGAGAUCGGGCACGGCUGGUUCGGGAAGGUGUUCCUGGGAGAGGUGCACUCGGGUGUCAGCAGCACCCAGGUGGUGGUGAAGGAACUGAAGGUGAGCGCCAGUGUGCAAGAGCAGAUGCAGUUCUUGGAGGAGGCACAGCCCUACAGGGCCCUGCAGCACAGCAGUCUGCUCCAGUGCCUGGCGCAGUGUGCCGAGGUGACGCCCUAUCUGCUGGUGAUGGAGUUCUGCCCGCUGGGGGACCUCAAAGGUUACUUGCGGAGCUGCCGGGUGACAGAGUCCAUGGCGCCUGACCCCCUGACCUUACAGCGAAUGGCCUGCGAGGUGGCCUGCGGUGUCCUCCACCUGCACCGAAACAACUACGUGCACAGCGACCUGGCCCUGCGGAACUGCCUGCUGACAGCAGACCUGACAGUGAAGAUUGGUGACUAUGGCCUGUCCCACUGCAAAUAUCGGGAAGACUACUUCGUGACUGCUGACCAGCUGUGGGUGCCCCUGCGCUGGAUUGCACCUGAGCUGGUAGACGAGGUACAUGGGAACCUGCUGGUGGUGGACCAGACCAAGAGCAGCAAUGUGUGGUCCCUGGGCGUGACCAUCUGGGAGCUCUUCGAGCUGGGUGCACAGCCCUACCCUCAACACUCAGACCGACAGGUGCUGGCGUACGCUGUCCGGGAGCAGCAGCUCAAGCUGCCCAAGCCCCAGCUACAGCUGAGCUUGUCUGAUCGCUGGUACGAAGUGAUGCAGUUCUGCUGGCUGCAGCCGGAGCAGCGGCCCACAGCUGAAGAGGUGCACCUGCUGCUGUCCUACCUGUGUGCCAAGGGCGCCACCGAGGUGGAAGAGGAGUUCGAGCGACGCUGGCGCUCGCUGCGGCCAGGCAGGGGCGGCCUGGGGUCUGGACAGGGUGCAGUGGGUCCGACUGCCAGCGCUGCAGCUGACUUGGCUGCUGCCUCCUCCUUUCCACUGCUGGAGCAGUUCACGGGCGACGGCUUCCACAGCGACGGGGACGACGUGCUCACAGUGACGGAGACAAGCCAAGGCCUCAACUUCGAGUACAAGUGGGAGGCGGGACGCGGCGCGGAAGCCUUCCCCCCCAGCCCCGGCAGUGUGCGCCUGCAGGAGCUGUGCGCCCCAGACGGUGACGUUGCGCCGCUGGGCGUGGUGCAGGUGCUCAGCGCGCACAGCCCCUCACUCGGCAGCGAAUAUUUCAUCCGCCUGGAAGAAGCUGCGCCGGCCACGGGCCACGACCCCGACUGCGCCGACUGCACCCCCAGUCCCCAUGCUCCCGCCGACCAAGACGACGACGACGACGAGGAUGACGACUCGGAUGGCAGUGCCUCUGCCUCGCUGGCCAUGGAGCCGCUGUUGGGCCACGCGGUACCCGCUGAAGGUCCCUGGGGCUGUCGUGACCACCAUCUGCACAGGAGUCGCGCCCAGGACUCGCCUUGUCCUUCCCGCUCACCCUCGCCCGGCACCGGGGACACAGACUGGGGAGAGGCCGCCUUCUGCCCACCCUUUUUUGAGGACCCACUGGGCGUGUCUCCUUCUUCCUGCUCAGGGGCUCUGCUCGCGGAGGAGGAGCUGGGGGAGGCACAAAAGGGUGCCCAGCGUGCCCACUGGAGCUCCAACAUGUCAGCCAACAACAACAGUGCCAGCCGUGACCCCGAGUCCUGGGACCUUGGUUACGUGGGCAGCUACACAGACAGCUACAUGGAUGACUGCCCCAGCCCACUGCAGGCCCCACGGGUCUCCCCGGACUUGGGCCACCCCCUGGCCCAGGAGGGCUCCAAAGAGCCUCUGCUUGGGCCACAGUCAGUCUGUCUUGGCCUGGAACCAGGCCACUGCCUCAACCUUCCCCAUGUGGGCUCUUCCCAGGGCCUGGCACCUGCUCCCUGCCAGGCAGUGUCCCCCUGGACGAGGGAAGCCGUAAGUGGGGGUGACAACCCCCAAGCAGAACCCAACCUUGCCCAGGAAGCUGAGGACUCUGUUGGACCCCACCUCUCCCUCCCUUCUGUCCCUUCCCCAUCCCACGAGGGCGCUCCUUUUCCCUCGGAGGAGGCCGGCGCCCCUGACACCCUUCCAGCCUCUCCCACACCCGCUGCUGGCAGCCAGGAGACAGUCCCAGAGCUGGUGUCGACCCUCUGCAGCAGCAUCAGCCCCCCUGAGGUGGAGGAACCCAGCAGUGAGGAUGAGGACAUAACGGAGGCCACUUCGGGCAUCUUCACUGACAUGUCCAGCGACUGCCCUCAGGCAGAGAAACCAGAUGUAGUGCCAGCCUUACGCUCUCUGCAAAAGCAGGUGGGGACGCCUGACUCCCUGGACUCCUUGGACAUCCCAUCCUCAGCCAGUGAUGGCGGCUGUGAAGUCUCCAGCCCCUCCACUGCUGGUCCCCUUGGUGGGCAGCCCCGUGCACUGGACAGUGGCUAUGACACAGAGAACAAUGAGUCCCCUGAGUUUGUGCUCAAGGAGGCCCACGAGGCCAGUGAGCCCAGGGAACUGGCAUCAGAGGAGGAUAGCCCAGGGCUGGAGACCCAGCUCUCAACCUCCCUGGGGGGCCUCAAUGAGAAGAACCCCUAUAGGGACUCCGCCUACUUCUCAGACCUGGACGCCGAGUCCGAGUCCGCCCUAGGCCCUGAGAAGAGCAGUCCGGUCCAAGUCUCCGGGCAGAGCCCUGGGCUGCAGCCGGUGCAGACCUCACCUAUGCUCGGGGUGCUGGGGGAGGUACCCAGCGCUGGUCACAGGGAGGUGCUACCGCCACUGCUAGGGCCCCAGGAGCCUCUCCCAGAGCCGAGCGCCUGUAACCCCAGCCCCCGGCCAGAGCCUCUUGCAUCCCUAGACCCAGCUGAGGGCCAGCCUGAGUCCAGCUUGGGUUCCUCCAAGUUCUUCCUGCUGACCCCUGUCCCGCGGAGCCCGGGAGGUGAUGGCACGGAGCUCCAGGGGCCCUCAGGACUGCUGUUGGGGCGGACAGGGAGCCCAGGCACCCCCAGAGCCCCACUCUGCCUGGCUCUGCCUGGACAUCCUGGGCCCUUGGAGGGCCGGCCAGAGGAGGAAGAGGAGGACAGUGAGGACAGUGACGAGUCGGAUGAGGAACUCCGCUGCUACAGCAUCCAGGAACCCAGUGAGGACAGCGAGGAGGAGUCGCCCGCGGUGCCUGUGGUGGUGGCCGAGAGCCAAAGCGCGCGCAACCUACGCAGCCUGCUCAAGAUGCCCAGUCUGCUGUCUGAGGCUUUCUGCGAGGAGCUGGACCGGAAGAAGAAGGCUGUAUCCUUCUUCGAUGACGUCACCGUCUACCUCUUCGACCAGGAGAGCCCCACCCGGGAGCUCCGGGAGCCCUUCCCCGGAGGGAAGGAGGCGCGUGCAGGUGGCGGGUUCGAAUGGGAUCACGACUUUCCUCGGGCGCCGGCGAAAGGAGCCUUGGCCACCACCUUGGGUCCGGCCGUGCUCUCCCCUGCUGCGUCCCCCACACCGGCCACAACCGUACCCUUCUCGCGCUUCACCGUGUCGCCUGCGCCUGCGUCCCGCUUCUCCAUCACUCACGUGUCGGACUCAGACGCCCAGUCCGUGGGAGGCCCAGCAGCAAGCACCGGAGGCAAGUACACUGAGGCUUGAGGCCCAGGCAGCUCCAUCCUGCAGAGGCUAGCGUCACUGGAGCACUUGCUGCCCUGUCCCAGGCAGCAAGAACGGUGACCAGGAAUGAGUGGGGACCGCAGUCCUGGUGGCAGAUCUGGGUCAUGCCACCCCACACGGCAUCCUGGAGAAGCAGGUGGACAGGAUGUCCCUCUCCAGCCCUGGACAGUAGACUGUGCAUGAUGCCUGUGUCACCAUAGGGGCAGAAUGUGUCCUGGACACUAGGGCUUGCUGUCGGCCCCCCAGGAUGGCCUGGCCUGAGGACUGUGGGUGUCUGUAAAUUCUACAUCCCUGAGUCUGGCCUGUUCCAACCCUGCAGCCGCCUUUUCGCUCUGGCUGCUGCCUUCGGACUGCUCGGCCUCAGGCCGGGAGACCUGCCCCUGGGUGUGGGCCUGCAUGCCGUGCCUGGCCAGGUCUCUCCACGUGUUCACGGGACACUCAUGUCCUUGGCUGGGUGAGGCACGGGCCCUCAGCUGGCCAUCAGACCUGCCCCUAGGCCUCUCCUGGGUCUGGGUUUGUGUGGUGCCAGGAGAGGCACCUGGGCUAAUGUCUCCACGCCCUCACCUGACUCUAUGGCUGAUUUCCCUUCACUGCCUCCCCUGGAAGCCCCUCUGCACAGCGCCUGGCAGCUCCUGCCUGGGUUCUGAUGACCCUGGCAACUGUAGGCACCCAGAGGGCUUCCAGACUGUGCCCAGCCGCCCUGGCCCUGUUCUCAUGGUGUCCCCAGCAGGGUAGUGCCCUGUCCUGUGCCUGGCACCAAAGGAGAGUGGGAGCCACACCCCACAGGCAGCACUGGGGCUCCUGCCUACACAGGGGACGAUGGGGUGCUGGGAAGGGUGGGGCUGGGCAGCGCAGGGACUAUUUUUGUAACAGCUAUUGCUGGAAUGAAUAGAAAUGGAGUGAUUCUAAGUUAUUGUUGCCAAAGAGAUGUAAAGUUUAUUGUUGCUCUGGGGGGUGGGGGAUACUUGGUUUUGUUUUGUGUUUUUUGUUAGUUUGAGGCUUAGGACGCUGGUGCAAUGAUUUUGUGUUUGUUUUUUUAAGAGAAACCAAGCUACAAAAGGAAAAAAGUUCUUGUGCUCAGCAUGUUUUCUUUUGGGGUCUGUAUAAAGCCUUGUGUUGAGGGAUCAAUGCUGGGGCGGGGCCCAGUUGCCAGCUCUGCCUAGGGACAAUAGAGAGGUUGGUUCUUCUCCCAUCCUGCUAACCUCACUCUGGUGAUCUGCUUCUGCUGUGCGUGGGCAGGGAGAUACCUGGGACACCCUCUUCCUGCUCCAGAAGCUGGCCCUGCCCAGGGUAGGGUGAAAAGGGUGGAUAGGCCCAUAACCC